Strongylocentrotus purpuratus (purple sea urchin) is the source of this 1411-nucleotide messenger RNA. Its product is annotated as apoptosis-inducing factor 2. The coding region runs from base 256 to 1386 and encodes 376 amino acids. The record is from RefSeq and is a predicted model, not a curated record. The transcript is spliced from 6 exons. Gene Ontology annotation, molecular function: flavin adenine dinucleotide binding; electron-transferring-flavoprotein dehydrogenase activity. Lineage: Eukaryota; Metazoa; Echinodermata; Echinoidea; Camarodonta; Strongylocentrotidae. Gene Ontology annotation, cellular component: cytoplasm.
AGAAGAAGAGACGCGAACUUUCAAAGUUUGCCCUUAAUGAGAAUUUUUCUAUUAUUGGAGACACACUUCAUUAAUUCCGUAUUGAAUUGUAUUUUUGACAUGGAUCAGUCAUUUCCUGUUAUACAGUAGCGAUGGAGUACAAAGGUCAACUUAGAAAAAACAGGACUGAAAGAAUAAACGAACUAGAACUAGAAAACAUCGUAGUAGUCCUUCACAUUAGAAUGUAUGUCAUUCUGUAAAUAGAGAUCAUUCAGAAUGGGUGCCUCUAGCAGUAGCAAUGCCUUGAUGGACAAGACGGUUGUGGUGAUUGGAGGUAGCUAUGGCGGUAAUGCAGCAGCUAUACAUCUUAAAGGAAAGUGCAAACUCAUCGUCAUCGACGCCAAGGAAGCUAUGUUUCUGUCUGUAUCCUCGCCUAGAGCCGUGGUUGAACCAGAGUUUACGAAUAAAAUUCUUGUUCCUUUGACGGACGUCCAUGGCGAGUCGUUCAGAAGAGGAAAAGUUGUCCAGAUCGAUCCACCAGAGAAGACAGUGAGUCUUGAAGACGGCAGUACGAUCUCUUAUGAUUACCUGGUGAUAGCUACAGGGAGUAGCAACCCAUUCCCAGGCAAGAUCACCAACGAUACGUCCAUCCAAGAAUGCCACGCCCUCUACAAAGAGGCCUCUGAGAAGGUGAAAGCUGCACAGAGAAUCACAGUCAUAGGAGGAGGGGCGAGCGGUGUGGAGUUGGCUGGGGAGAUUGCAACUGACUUCCCUCAGAAAGAUGUGACUUUGAUCCACUCCAGAGAUACCUUACUUGAACCAGCUGUCCGUCCCAAACUAAGAACCAUGGUCGAGGAGCAACUUCUUGAUCUGAAAGUUAAUCUAGUCAAGGGUGAAAAAGUGUUAGACCUGUCUGACAUCCCUACAGACCUAUCAGGAGGAUUUCGAGAAGUGAAAACUGAUAAAGGAACAGUCGUACCAUCUGAUCUCGUCUUCAUCUGUAUUGGAAUGAGUGUUAACAAGACGGUGUACGCAAACAGUUUAGCUAGUUCGAUGGAUGAGCGUGGAGCCCUUCGUGUGAAUUCAUACCUCCAAGUCGAAGGCUUUGAGGAAAUCUUUGCUGUAGGAGACUGCUCCACUGCUGACCAACAAAAGAUGGCUAAUAAAGCAAGGUUGCACGGUGAAUCAGUCGCAAGUAACAUACCCUUGCAUGCCGAUGGAAAAGCAAUGAAACCUUACAAAACACCGGGUGUCCUAUACGCGGUCUCUGUUGGUCGGAAUAGAGGAGGGAUUCAAAUCGGCAGCCACAUCAUCAUGGGCUCUUGGUUCGUCAAACGAGUCAAGGGCAAAGAUAUGUUCACAACUCGGCUAUGGAGCGAUAACAGGCUAACCGUCCCAGCAAGCUAGAUAUAAUUUGUUUUGAGUAGAAAUA